Messenger RNA from Cryptomeria japonica (Japanese cedar), 2280 nucleotides. RefSeq names its product protein NRT1/ PTR FAMILY 4.6. Gene Ontology annotation, cellular component: membrane. The record is from RefSeq and is a predicted model, not a curated record. NCBI's taxonomy places the organism in Eukaryota, Viridiplantae, Streptophyta, Pinopsida, Cupressales, Cupressaceae. Gene Ontology annotation, biological process: transmembrane transport. The transcript is spliced from 7 exons. Bases 1 to 2280 code for a protein of 759 amino acids. Gene Ontology annotation, molecular function: transmembrane transporter activity.
AUGACGUGGCCAGCUGACUGUACAGUCCAUACUGUACGGAUUUUGCUGACUGAGCAAGUCUGUGUGGCAGAUGACUGUGGCGUACGGAUGUCUGCGUGGCAAUGUAUGGAAUGCUGCAUGGCAGGGCUUGUACCGCGGGCCAGUGGCCGCCUGCCACGUGGCGGGCAUGGUCCUCCGGUCUGGUUGACUGGUGAGUCCGCGUUGGCGGCGGGAGGAGCACGCAGGAGCCGCUGGGCGAGGCAGGGAGGACGCGUGAAACGAGGGCCCGAGCAGAGCUCCGUCUGCAACGGAGCAGAGGAAGCUCGGGGUGUCGGCAGGGACGAACAGGUACGGGCGGCGACCGUGGACUCGCGGCGACAGAGACGUAGCGCUGGUACGGAGCAGUCAGACCUGCAACCUGCGGAGCACAGCUGUUCAACCACCGACCGUCUUGUAAACCCACCUGAAGAAUGUUCGAAGAAUGCAGAAUAUGGAGAUAUUACAAUCCAGGAGAAUGAAUUCGAAGGGUUUGUGGAUUGGAAAGGAAGACCUGCUCGCAAGAAAAGUCAUGGGGGAACGCGCUCUACACUCUUUGUUUAUGUAAUGGAAGGAUUUGACAACAUAGCCUUUUUAGCAUCGGCUGUAAACCUUGUCACCUAUUUCACUGUGUUCAUGCAUUUGGAAGUCGCUGACGCAGCCAACACCCUAACAAAUUUCAUGGGGACUGCUUUUCUGCUGGCGCUGCUGGGAGGAUUCAUUUCUGAUGCCUAUAUCAAUAGAUUCAAAACAUGCAUUAUAUUUGCUUCAGUAGAGCUCAUUGGUUACCUUAUAUUGACAAUACAAGCGAACAAAAAAUCUCUGAAGCCUCCAUUAUGCAACAUAUUCGAUCCCAAAGCUGUGUGUGAGAAAGUGAGUGGAGGGAAUGCUGUCAUGAUGUAUAUUGGGUUAUAUCUUGUUGCUCUUGGAAAUGGAGCUGUCAAGGCUGCUUUGCCAGCUCUAGGAGCAGACCAGUUUGAUGAAAGAGAUCCCAAAGAGAGGAGAAAAAUAUCCACUUUCUUUAACUUUUUUCUUAUGAGUCUGUCUAUAGGAGCAUGUAUUGGAGUGACAGUGGUGGUAUGGCUGAUGAACAAUAAGGGAUGGGAUGUGGGUUUUGGAAUAUGUGUUGCAGCCGUUUUCCUUGGAAUCUUAAGUCUUACUGGUGGGAUUUCAACUUAUAGAAUCAAUGUUCUAGGAGGUAGUCCUGUUACUCGCAUUGCCCAGGUAUUUGUAGCUGCUUUUCACAAUAGAAAGUUUAGAUUACCAGAGAAUUCAGGCAAUCUAUAUCAGCCACGUGACAAGAAAGCAGCUUUGCACUCAGAGAAGCUCGUACAUACAAAUCAGUUCAAAUUUUUGGACAAAGCUGCCAUAGUAGCAGACAAUCUGGUGGAAAGUGAUACGAAACUAUCGGUGAGUCCAUGGCAUUUGUGCAGUGUGACCCAAGUGGAAGAAAUCAAAGUUCUAAUAAGAAUGAUGCCUGUAUUUGCAAGCACAAUAGUAAUGAACACAUGCUUAGCACAACUGCAGACAUUUUCUGUUACUCAGGGCAUAACCAUGGACACCUCAAUGGGAAAGCACUUUGAAAUCCCACCAGCCUCUCUUAGUAUAAUUCCCCUAGUAAUCAUAGUAAUCAUCACUCCAUUUUAUGAUAGAGUUUUUGUUCCCCUUGCAAGAAAAUUCACUGGGCAUGAGACAGGGAUAACUCACUUGCAAAGAGUUGGAGUUGGAUUAGUACUGUCUGCCAUUUCAAUGGGCAUUGCAGCUUUAGUGGAGGUAAAGAGAAAAAAUGUGGCCAUAGAUCAUGGAAUGGUGGAUAAUAUAGCAUUGGUGAUGCCCCCUAUUCCAAUCAGUGUCUUCUGGUUGGGAUUUCAGUACUUUGUUUUUGGAAUUGCAGACCUAUUCACUUUUGUAGGUUUGAUGGAAUUCUUCUACAGUGAAGCCCCUGCUGGAAUGAGGUCCUUGGCCACUGCAUUUUCAUGGAGUUCCUUGGCUUUGGGUUACUUCCUCAGCAGUGUUUUGGUCAAAAUUGUGAAUCGUGCAACUCAUAAGACGAAAACCCAUGGUUGGCUUGGUGGAGACAAUCUGAACCGCAACCAUCUUAAUCUGUUUUACUGGUUACUUUCUACUCUCAGCAUUCUCAAUUUUUGCAACUAUCUCUUCUGGGCCCGCUGGUAUAAAUACAAGCCAAAUACUAAAGGUAAAGUUGCAGAUGAGGCUUCUACAAUGCAUCUUGCAGAAUAUUCGUUGCAGUCCCCCAGUAUUUGA